AUGGCGAAAGUUAGUAAGAAGAAGGCAAACAAGAGGAGCUCCAAAGCGGAAAAGAAACGCUUGAUGGAGGAGGAGGAGGUCCGGGGAGCUGGUGGAGAAGAGGAGGAGGAGGAGGAGGUGAAUGGAGCUGGCGGAGAGGAGGAGGAAGAGGAGGUGAAGGGAGCCGGCGGAGCCGUGAGCAGUGAGGAGGAGGACGGGGAGGACGGGGAGGAUGACCGGAAGCGUCGGAGGCUGCUGGAGGCCAUCAUGGCCCUCGGAGGCAAGAGGAAGAAGACCCUGGGAGAGCGGUCGGAGGCGGCCGCGCUCAUGUCCGAGUUCACGGUGACCGCGGAGGGGGAGGCGGAGCGGGUGGAGCUGUCCGACCUGGUCGGAGCGGCCGGCGGAGCCCCCGCCGUGCCGGCCCAGAGCCGGAAGCAGCUCCGGAGCCUGCAGCGGAGCCAGCGCACGGAGGAGUGCCCGCUGAGCUCCCAGCAGCGGGAGCGCAUCCAGCGGGACCUGGCCUUCCAGAAGACGGCGGCCCGGGUGAGCCGCUGGGACGCCGUCAUCAGCCAGAACCAGCGGGCCGAGCAGCUGGUGUUCCCGCUGGACCGGGAGCCGUCGGGGCCCCGGCCCAUGGAGCGGGUGGUGGUGGGCUGGGGGGCGCAGACCCCCCUGGAGCGGGAGGUGUUUGCCCUGCUGUCCGCCCACAAGCAGCCCCUCCACGACCCCGUGCUCACCCCCGCCGAGGAGGCCUCGGUGAGGGCCAUGAGCCUGGAGGAGGCCCGGGUCCGCCGGGCCGAGCUCCAGAAGGCCCGGGCCCUGCAGUCCUACCACGAGGCCAAGGCCCGGAGGGAGGCCAAGAUCAAGAGCAAGAAGUACCACCGGGUCCACAACAAGGCCCGGCGGAAGGAGCUGCUGCGGCAGUUUGAGCGGCAGGUGCGGGAGGAGCCGGGCGCCGCCCUGGAGGCGCUGCAGGGGGCGGAGCUCCGCCGCAUGCAGGAGAGGAUGAGCCUCAAGCACCAGAACAGCAGCCGCUGGGCCAAGUCCAGGGCCAUCGUGGCCAAGUACGACCUGGGGGCCCGCCGGGCCAUGCAGCAGCAGCUGGAGCUCAACAGGGAGCUGACCCAGAGGGCGGGAGGCGACCCGGGCGAGGAGGAGGAGGAGCAGGAGGAGGCGCAGGAGGAGCCGGAGGUGCUGCCGGACUUUGUGAACGACGCAGAGCCGGGCCCAGAUCCAUCCAACCCCUGGAUGAGAGGGAAGCUAGGGAAGCUGUCCGAGGAGCAGGCGCAGGGGGGGGGAGGACAGGAGGAGGCCCAGAGGGAGGAGGAGGAGAAGAGGGUGGAGGAGGAGGAGGAGGAGGACGUAAUGGAAGAAGGGGAGCAGGCCCUCCUCACAGAGUUUGACCGCAAGAGGAAGCUGCGGCAGGAGGAGGAGGAGGAGGCACAGGAGAGGGAGGGAGGGGCACAGGAGGAAGAGGAGGCACAGGAGAGGGAGGGAGGGGCACAGGAGGAGGAGGCAGCUGUGCAGAACGGGAGCCUGAGGCCCCCUCCCCUGCCGGAGGAGGCCCCCCCCCUGCUGGAGGAGGGCCUGCUCCGGACCAGGACCUUCGAGGACCUGGAUCUGCUGGCCCAGGACCCCGGCCCGGCCCCGGACCGGCAGCAAGAGGAAGAGGAGCAUCGAGCUGAGGAAGGUGCUGACCAAAGCCUGCCCCGUGAUCGGGGGGGGGCCCCGGCCCCCACCGUAGCGGACUCGGAGGACCCCCGGGACCCCCCGGACCAGAGGGGGCUGAUCAGGGAGGCCUUUGCGGGGGACGACGUGGUCUCGGACUUCCUCACCGACAAGCGGCGGCAGGAGCAGGCGGGGGGGGCCAAAGUGGUGGACCUGAGCCUGCCCGGCUGGGGGGAGUGGGGGGGGCUGGGCCUCAAGCCCUCCGCCCGCAAGCGCAGGCGGUUCCGGGUGAGGGGCGCGGCCCCCCCGCCCCGCAGGGACCAGCAGCUGCCCAGCGUCAUCAUCUCGGAGAAGAGGGGGGGCUCCGUGGCCCCCCACCAGGUCAGCGCGCUGCCCUUCCCCUUCCAGACCCAGGCCCAGUUCCAGGGCUGCAUGCGGGCCCCCCUGGGCCGGACCUGGAACACGGAGCGCACCCUGAAGAGGGCCACCCGCCCCCGCGACCUGCAAUGGUCCAAUGAGGAUGACAUUUACAGCCAGGGCCUGGCUCCGCCCCCCCCCGGCACCCAGAGCCAGCACACGCCAUCACUCACACUUCCACCCGGCAGCUGA
Messenger RNA from Menidia menidia (Atlantic silverside), 2256 nucleotides. The record is from the annotation of a GenBank genome assembly. NCBI's taxonomy places the organism in Eukaryota, Metazoa, Chordata, Actinopteri, Atheriniformes, Atherinopsidae.